UAUGUCAAAAGUCAAAGAAAAUUCAAGAAAUUUGCGGGUAAAAUUGGUUGUUAUUGUGGUUAUUGUAUUCUGAAUUUACUGCAAAUUAAAGCGUAAUGUUCAUCGUUUCUUUCUGAAAAAUGAACGACAUACAGAACAUUAUCGACCGUCAACUUGGAAUAUACUCCCGGUUUAACUACGAUAAUGUCCUGAAACGAUUAGUGGUGCAGUCGGAGGAGUCGUUUUACGGUCUGCAGAAUGAUCCUCUAGCUGGCAACUUCGAGCAGGAUCCACCUAUAUUCGCCUGCCGAUUUUCUGAAGCCUCGGGCUACGAACACAUUCUCGCCCUCGCAAAUGAAGACGGUCGAGUUGCUACGCAGGACACGUCCACAGUGAGCAGUGCCAGCACUCUUCAGGGCUUCCAGUGCCACAACAACGCUGUGUUCGACCUCGCCUGGAUGCCUCACCACAAGAACUUCGUCACUGUCUCAGGUGAUCACACAGCCUGCCUCUGGGACGUGUCAGAGGCAUCGCCGAAACAGGUCCUCACAUUCGCGCACCACAACAAAUCUGUGAAGACCGCCGUGUUCCGGCCCUGCGAGCCCUCCGUGUUCGCCACCGGCGGCCGGGACGGACACAUUCUCGUCUGGGACAUCCGCGCCAACAACCACCCGGCGAUCGUGCUCAAGCCCGACAACUGCUUGAUGAGCUGCCACUCGAGCUUCACCCCCAAGACCCCCGGCUCGCACGGCAAGCGACCCCGCAUAGACAACCACCGGGCCAUCAGCAUCACCGGCCUCGUCUUCCAGAACGACUCGACUCUGAUCUCCUGCGGCGAGUGCGACGGCAACAUCAAAGUUUGGGAUCUGAGAAAGAACUACAACGUUUACAAGAGAGAACCGCUGCCCAAACACUCGAUACCCUACUGCGGCAGCUCCACCAAGAACGGCUACACCAACCUGGUGAUAGACGACGCCAGGGUGCGGCUCUACGCCAGCUGCAUGGACGACGUCAUCUACUGCUUCAACAUCUCCACGCACAGCGCGCUGCCGGAGCAGAGGUACGUCGGCCACGAGAACAGCACGUUCUACAUCAAAACCAGUCUGAGCCCCGACAGCUCGUAUCUGGUCAGCGGGAGUAGCGACAAAAACGCCUACAUAUGGAACGUCAAGUACUCCCAGCCCGUGGUCAAACUGACGGGCCACCGCGCCGAGGUGACCUGCGCCGCCUGGUGCCGGACGGGGGACAUGAAGGUGGUCACUUGCAGCGACGACGCCAGACAUAAAAUAUGGAGGAUAGGAGCGGAGUUUCCGGAGACGGACGUCGAGUUGAGCGGGAAGGCUGAGGUCGUCCCGCGCGCGGAGAUCACGAGCCUCCCGCAGUGGGGCGGCCUGGACCGCACGCCCAGCUCCUUGAAACGAAAAACGACGACGCCGAGCUCCUACAGCGCCAAGCGCGCGCGCGCGCAAGGCAGCAGCAGCACCAAGAAAACUAAACGCUGUCUCGCAGAUCUGAUGAACGCUUCCAAAGAAACGGACGAUGCGGAGACCACGGUCAAACGGCUCAAACUGGACAUGCCGUGCAUCCCUGAGGAGCAGCUCUUGCCCGCUGGUGUGAAACGACAGAGAUUUGCGGAACAAACUUCUGCCGAAAGUUCCACGCCUUGCAACGGCCACACGGAUCCCGACCCCUCGAAGUCUCCCGAGUGGACGUAUUACAUUCCCAAGGCGGGCUCUUCGUUCAUGUCGCCGACCAAAAGUUACGAGAGGAGGAAUUGCAAAAUACUUUCCGCCAAAAGUCCAAAAGCGAUAUCGUCGAGUACGAUACCGCACAGAACGCCCGUCAAGGUGUCCCCCACAAAGGUCAGGGUGUUGAGUUUCACGACGCCGACGAAGAAUCUACCCAACUUCGUGAUGGACGGCGAGGCGCCUCACCUGAAACUGAUGUCGCCGGUCAAGAAGAAACAGGAAACUACAGAUUGGCUUACUUUAAUGGUUCGCGAAAGAAAAGGCAAACCCGUAGAAACGGUAGAACGAGCCAGUCAAAUUGCGCCCCUGAGUCCAAAAGAAAACUUUCCGACCAGAAGGAAUUCCGUCACAGAGAAAGCUCCGAAGGCGGUUACGAAAUCAUUAACUUUACAUAAAUAUUUCAAUGUUGUAGUGAAGAAAAAUGGCGUAAUUUGACUUCGACUUGUAAUUGCCACUUUUGUUUUAAGGACAUUUUUAGUUUAUACUUAUAUUUUGAGGUUAAGGAAUCUUAAUCCUGUUUAUUUAUGAUAUUAAAAAAAAUUAAAGUAUAAAGGAAAUGCUGAAAUAUCCAUUACUGUAACUAUUCGGAUAGUCCCUGUUGCUCAGAUAAACUGAUUAGAAUCACAUUCGCAUUUACGAUGUAUAUCAUUUACAUUUUACAUGUUACAUUAGUAUAUAAAUAAAUGUAUUCCUAUCAUUGACCUCUUAUAGUAAAAGGAUGCACAAUCAUAUAGAAAUUUCACUUAAAAACUGGCCAAUUUUGCUUUGACAGUUAUAAUUAUUGGUAAAGAAAAUAAAUACAUAAGGCCUUUAAAUAUAGUUCAAUAUUCGAUAAAAUCCCAAACUCAGAGCAAAUUCAACCUUAAGGAUGGAGUUUAAGGUUGAAUUUGCAAAUGCGACUACUUGAAUUGAGUGCCAAGAAAUUGUGUUUGGCACUCAUUGAGUGGGGACGUUUUUUGGUCGCUGAUGGUGCAUCCACUUUUUAAUAGGAGAUCAAUGAUUUUUAUGCAUACAUCUAUCUAUACUUUUAUUAAAACUGUAGCAGGUCAAAUUCUGUACAUUGAAGAUAUUUUGGAAAUGUUUGUUGGGGGGGAAUUUUAUAUAAUCGAUACUGAAGUUAAAAAAAUUUUUUUUCGAUUUUUGUCUGUCUGUCCGUGUGUUUUUGUUUUGUUUGUUAAAAUUCAACCCCUAAAGUGGUGAAAUAGGGCUUGAAAGUUUACAUUGAUUUCCACGCGGACGAAGUCGCGGGCGUCCGCGAGUACUACACAAUUGCAUUUAUUCAAUUUGUAAGUCAUUGAGAUAUUCUCUUGUGCAUCAACAUAUUAGUAUCCACAGGAGUAUAGUGGCAUAGAAACAGGCAAGGUCUUCUCCUCCCGAGUGUCGGUUGGGGGGGGGGGGGGGGGCUCGAUGCUUGGCCUCCUUGCUCCCCCGGUCCACCCUUGCAAAAUGGCGACCGCCGCGACGUUAGAUGCAUUUUUGGCCACCGUGUCAGAAAAGAUUGUGGUUAGAUCCAAGCAAACAGAUCAUAUCAUUUAUAAAUCUCGUGUGUUAAUGUAAAUAACUUAGGACUGAAAAAAAAUAUCUAUAUUUUUUAUCAUACAUUAGUACCUACUAAUACUGUUAAAUAUCCUAGCUAUUGGGUAAGUAAGUAAAAUAUUUUAUAUCACAUUUGCUAGUAAAGUAUCGCUUAUUUCAUUAAUUUCAUUAUCGUAAUGUAUCUCAUUAAGCACAUGUGUCGUAAUGUAAAGUAAAAUGUACAUGUGCCGCAUUGUAAUAUAAAACCUUUGCCAUCUGUCUAAAAACGAACGGUACUUUUUUAAAAUCUUGGCAAAGGGUUUUUAUGUCAGAAAAGUGCUCAACAUUUUAUGAAUAAAAUUAACUGUGUGAGAUAAAAUAUAAUAAAAAGCCAUUUAAUUCUUUAAUUUUAAUGUAUUUGACAAUAAAUGUCAACCAUCUGUAUCAGAAAUACAAAAAAAAUAAUUUACUUUAUUAGUAUUAGUCUAAAAACGCUGGUGUGCGCACAUCGUUAUCUGUGCAAAAAUGACAAGCGUAUCGAAAUGUCAUCUUAAGGAAAACAAGCAAAUAUGUAAAUUCGUUUUCAGAAAGUGUGUUUCCUCGCAAAUGUGUUAUAAAACGUCGUAUGACAUACGUGCGCUUUGAUAAUUACAGCCUCUGCUUCCUUACUAUAGCUCUCGCCUUUGGCUCGAGCUGCAAUAUCGACUCGGCUGUGAUUUUCAACUUACCGCACUUAUAUCAUAAUAUAUUAUUAUCACCAGAACACAUUUAAUUACUGAUUUUACCCAACGUUUUAUAAUUUUGACUGGUAUGUUCAAUAAAUAGAUCUAAACAUUA
Messenger RNA from Bicyclus anynana (squinting bush brown), 4079 nucleotides. RefSeq names its product protein lethal(2)denticleless (gene l(2)dtl). Gene Ontology annotation, cellular component: nucleus. Bases 120 to 2162 code for a protein of 680 amino acids. The record is from RefSeq and is a predicted model, not a curated record. Gene Ontology annotation, biological process: mitotic G2 DNA damage checkpoint signaling; proteasome-mediated ubiquitin-dependent protein catabolic process. Lineage: Eukaryota; Metazoa; Arthropoda; Insecta; Lepidoptera; Nymphalidae. The transcript has 4 exons. Gene Ontology annotation, molecular function: protein binding; protein-macromolecule adaptor activity.